UAAAACAGGAUCGAGUCCACAUGGCGCAGUGGUUGCGCAGAUCUCCGGGUGCUUGGCACAGCUGUGGGCGCUCACAUCUGGACCAGACUCAAGAUGCGCUCCUAGGGGCUGGAAGGAGGAGCUUUGGGGUUUUUCCCACUUGUUCCGCGGCGCUCUCUGGUGAAGACGCGUUCUCCAAAGUGGAAAUAGCAGCAAAGGUGUUAGCAGCAUCUCCCAGAAAAAAUGAGCCCUCCAGACAUGUCCAACAGCACAGGAGAAAAGGAAACAGGGGAAACCGACCCCUCCAUUCUACUCAAUGACAGCUUGGGUUCGUACCCUCCCGGUUUCCAUUCUGACAUCACCAAGCACCUUGGAGUUCAAGUCGUCCUCAUAUCAGCGUAUUCCCUGAUCAUCCUGCUGGGGCUGCUGGGUAAUUCCCUUGUGAUCUACAUGAUAGUUCGCUACAAAAACAUGAGGACUGUCACCAACUUCUUCAUAGCUAACCUGGCCCUGGCAGACCUUCUGGUGAACACUCUCUGCCUGCCCUUUACCCUGGUUUACACCCUGCUGGAUGAGUGGAAGUUCGGGGCGGUGCUGUGCCACAUGGUGCCCUUUGCCCAGGCCCUGAGCGUUCACGUGUCCAUCCUUACCCUUACUGUCAUAGCUCUGGAACGCUACCGUUGUAUAGUCUUCCACCUAGGGCGACGACUGACAUGGUGCUCCAGUCUCCUCAUCAUGGCGAUCACAUGGACAAUGUCUGCUGUCCUGGCAGCCCCUCUGGCCAUCUUCAGAGAGUACCGCAAUGAAGAGAUCCCUUCGAUUAAUCUGCGCAUGGCUGUGUGCUCUGAGAAGUGGCCCCACGGGUCCAACCGAGACGGGCUGAUCUACAGCCUGUCGAUGCUUCUGCUACAGUACAUCAUUCCUUUGGCCAUCAUCAGUUAUGCUUACAUAUGCAUCUGGGUCAAACUCAAGAACCACGUCAGCCCAUCGAGCCGUAACGAAAGCAUCAACCGACGCAAGAAGACCACAAAGAUGUUGGCGCUGGUGGUGGUGGUGUUCGCCUUUUGCUGGCUCCCGUUUCAUGUGUUCCAGCUGGCCAGUGAUCUGGACCUGGUGCUCAGGUUUAAGGAGUAUAAACUCAUUUACACGCUGUUCCACAUCGUGGCUAUGUGCUCAACCUUUGCCAAUCCUCUGCUGUACGGAUGGAUGAACAAAAACUACAGAAAUGGCUUCCUGAUGGUCUUCCGCUGUGAGGACAAGCCAGACUCUUUCCACCCCGAGGGUUCGUUCAGGACACGUUCCAUCAGAGGAAUGACACUGAAUGGACGUAACGGAGGGCAUCCUCCCACGGCUGUGUGAGAGCUUAGAAAGCCUGAGGACCACGACCACGUUAAACGCCCCUGCUUUAAAGAGUACGUGGUUCUGAAGAAGCCUUUGGACUUGAAUGGACUGACCUUUAGUUCGUGUGUGACUGAAGGCUGAAGAAAGCCUGAAGCUUUGCAUGCUAGUCGUGUAUGUAAGGCUCUUUUUGUUUGUAAACGGUACUAAUAAUGUACCAACCUGUGUGAAUUAAAAUGUUUACUGAAGUGUUA
Messenger RNA from Nothobranchius furzeri (turquoise killifish), 1571 nucleotides. It is a transcript of the gene npy7r, whose product is annotated as neuropeptide Y receptor Y7. Lineage: Eukaryota; Metazoa; Chordata; Actinopteri; Cyprinodontiformes; Nothobranchiidae. Gene Ontology annotation, biological process: G protein-coupled receptor signaling pathway. Gene Ontology annotation, cellular component: neuron projection; plasma membrane. The record is from RefSeq and is a predicted model, not a curated record. Gene Ontology annotation, molecular function: neuropeptide binding; neuropeptide Y receptor activity.